This is a messenger RNA of Sycon ciliatum, 1909 nucleotides long. RefSeq names its product serine--tRNA ligase, cytoplasmic-like. Gene Ontology annotation, cellular component: cytosol. Gene Ontology annotation, molecular function: serine-tRNA ligase activity; ATP binding; tRNA binding. The transcript is spliced from 10 exons. The record is from RefSeq and is a predicted model, not a curated record. Gene Ontology annotation, biological process: seryl-tRNA aminoacylation. NCBI's taxonomy places the organism in Eukaryota, Metazoa, Porifera, Calcarea, Leucosolenida, Sycettidae. The coding region runs from base 109 to 1587 and encodes 492 amino acids.
UGUUAUCAAAAGAUGAGUUCUUUGUUGAGAGCUUGUUGAGUUGCUUUCAAGUUUUUCUUUUGGCAGUCGACCUACUGGUUCAUGAUUGUGUAGGAGUUCACCAGAAAGAUGGUACUCGACUUAGAUUUGUUUCGUGCAGAUAAGGGUGGAAAUCCCGACCUGCUUCGUGAAAACCAAAGGAAACGGUUCAAGGAUCCAGGCAUUGUUGACAAAGUUAUCGAAGCUGAUGACAAAUGGAGAAAAUUGCGAUUUCAGGCCGACAACCUGAACAAGUUGAAAAACAUGUGUAACAAGCAGAUCGGUGCUAGAAAGAAGAACAAGGAGGCAGAUGGUGAUACAGAUUCUUUGACCGAUGAGCUGGUCGAGAAGCUCGAAUCUUUGACAGUGGAGUCGAUGGCACCACUCUGUGUCAAGCAAAUCAAAAGACUGAGUACCUUGCUGGACCAGGCGAUCGUACGGUGUAACGAGGAGCGUAUCGAGACAGAGAGAAUACGUGACUCGUACGUCACCCAGGUUGGCAACUUGGUGCAUCCUAGUGUCCCUGUCAGUGACAACGAGGAUAACAAUGGUAUUGUACGCACCUUUGGUGAUCCCCAGCCCAAGAAGUAUUCCCAUGUCGACUUGUCUUAUAUGGUCGGUGGUCUGGACACUGAGCAAGGUGCUGUUGUUUCUGGCAGCAGAGGAUACUUCCUGAAGGGACCACUGGUCUCUCUGCAGCAGGCCCUGGUUCAAUAUGCUCAGCAUUUGCUCAUCGAAGGCGGCUAUGAAUUGCUGUACACACCGUUCUUCAUGCGCAAGGAGGUCAUGCAGGAGGUGGCGCAGCUGAGUCAGUUUGAUGACGAACUCUACAAGGUAGUUGGCAAAAGCAGUGAGAUUGCAGCAGAUACGGCUGUCGAGGAGAGAUAUCUCAUCGCCACCAGUGAGCAGCCAAUUGCAGCGUACCAUCGCGACCAGUGGCUCGACACAAAGGAGCUGCCCAUCCGGUAUGCUGGCUAUUCGACGUGUUUCCGCCAGGAGGUCGGCUCUCAUGGUCGUGACACGAGGGGAAUCUUCCGUGUCCACCAAUUUGAAAAGGUGGAGCAGUUUGUCCUCACCAGCCCGCACGACGAUGCCAGCUGGACAGAACUCGACUCUAUGAUCGGCAAGGCGGAGGAGUUCUACCGCACUCUCGGCAUUCCGUAUAGAGUUGUGAACAUUGUCUCUGGUGAGCUGAACAAUGCUGCUGCUAAGAAACUUGAUCUCGAAGGUUGGUUCCCUGGCUCGCAAACAUUCCGUGAGCUUGUCUCAUGCUCCAACUGUACUGACUACCAAUCAAGGCGUCUUCGGGUGCGAUUCGGUCAAACGAAGAAGAUGAAUGCGACGGCCGAGUUUGUGCACAUGCUCAAUGCUACCAUGUGUGCCACUACUCGUGCAAUCUGCACAAUCUUGGAGAACUACCAGACGGAGACGGGAGUCACCAUUCCGGACGUACUCAAGCCAUUCAUGCCUCCUAGCCUGCGCGACGAGAUCAAGUUUGUCAAGCCGGCGCCCAUUGACGAGGAGAAGAAGAAGAAGAAAGGAGGCAGUGCAGCGGCUACUGCAAAGUAAUCCUGCUAUGAACGCCGUAUCGACUGUCCAGCUCUCAACUCUAGGCAUCUCUUGUUCCUGGUGAUGUUACAUGCUCGCUGUCUCCUCUACAGCCACUAGUACACGGCAUGGCUCUGCUUCAUGCAGCUCAAACCGCAUGUCUCUGCUACGUGCAGCUCAAACCCUUCUGCAGUUAGUGCUCACAUGCUAUUUUCGCUUAUACUUUUAAGGCCUUUCUUUCUAACAUGCACUUCAGUCAUUUUGUGACGAAGUUUGAUUCUGGUUGCGCUGAAUUGCAACGUUCUUUCCAGGCUAUUAUCGCUACUAAUGUGGUGCGCUGUUA